This is a messenger RNA of Tricharina praecox, 1179 nucleotides long. RefSeq lists its product as uncharacterized. The transcript is spliced from 2 exons. NCBI's taxonomy places the organism in Eukaryota, Fungi, Ascomycota, Pezizomycetes, Pezizales, Pyronemataceae. The record is from RefSeq and is a predicted model, not a curated record. Bases 1 to 780 code for a protein of 259 amino acids.
AUGAGCCACCUGUUGGGCAGAGUGAAAUCAACCGCGCAACUGAAGGACCCGCAACUUGUGAACGAGAUAAACGCAGAGCUGGCUAUCUCCAGCUAUGACAGAGAUGCCGGCGAUUGUUUAGGCUUGGUGCACACGAUCUUCUGCAUCACUCGGGCAUCCCUGAUUCAAGCGUGCAAUUCAUGCAAGCAGAGGACGUCCGAGUCUCUUCGCUUCAUGCCAAAGUGUCCGACGUGGAAAGGCUUCGAGACGUGGGUAGUCCAAAUGGCGGCCUGUGGGUCCCAUCACUACCGGGUCGACCCAGACACUCCGGAGGACAUCGACUACUUUUCGCAUUCAGUCAACCUCCCUGAAGUCCUUGAGCUCAUCUCAUGGCUCAUCGCACUGCUUGGAAUCCCGCUGGCACUCCCCGACUCGGCACACUACUCAAGCCAGUAUGCCGCGCUGGUGAGCCAGGCCAUGCAGCGAGCGGAACGACUAAACAUUUGCGCGCAGCGUGUGUGGGCUCUCGGCUCGGUGGCGCCUGGGCGCGAGCUGAGUCUCUUGUCACUGGUGCCUCCUACAGACCUGGGGUAUUCCGUUCGGGGCCAUACCGGCCACGAUAUGUGCACCUCCGACUUCUGUCAGCAAUCCACCAUUAGCUUCACCUCGGUGGCGCAACUCCAUUUGUGCUCUGUCCCUGGGCACUGCCUGCCUACCGAAGGCAUGUUCUCUCAAGCGUUACUGAGCAGCGCCCUCAACCGCUCGGGUCUGGGCUCCGAAACAUUCGUGCCGACCGCCUAGACUUUAGAUGGAAAGUCGCUCGUCGAGAAGGAGCAGCCUUUCAUGGCCAUUUCGCACGUCUGGUCCGACGGAACCGGGAAAGGGGCCUGAAAACCGGCCAAGUGAACCAGUGCCUGUGGCGACACUUUUGUGAGAUGGCGCGGGAACUGGGAUGCGAAGGGAUCUGGUGGGAUACCGUCUGCCUCCCUGAAGAUAAGCGUGCACGCAUCGAGGCUAUCAAUCGAAUGCAGGAUAAUUACACGCACGCCACGGCCACGCUUGUCCAUGACCGCUACUUAAGCUGCCUCCGGUGGACGGACGCUGCCUCAGCUUGUUUCGCCGUUGCCAUGUCGACGUGGCUCACAAGAGGCUGGACCGCGUUGGAAUUGCAACAGUCUCCAAAGGAUGGGGUGUACGUGC